AUGCCGCCAAAGAAGGGAAAGGGCCAGCAGGAUCAGCCUAAGAAGGCACCUGUAAGCGUGGCAGAUAAAACUUUCGGUAUGAAGAAUAAGAAGGGAGCCCAAGCGCAAAAGCAAAUCGAGCGCAUGCAAACUUCAUUUAAAGCUGGAGGUACUCCUGAUGAAAAGAAAAAACAGGCCGAGAAAGAACAGAAAGAGAGAGAAAAGGCAGCUUCCGAGGCGGCGAAGAAGGAGGCCGCUGAGUUAUUCAAGCCUGUACAGGUCCAGAAAGUCCCAUUUGGUGUAGACCCCAAGACGGUUCUGUGUCAAUUUUACAAGAAGGGUCAUUGUGAAAAAGGUAGGAAGUGUAAAUUCUCACACGACCUGAAUAUUGAGCGGAAAACAACAAAAAUCGAUCUUGCGCAGGAUCCACGAGAAGCAGAAGCAGAGAAGAGAAAAGAAGAGACUUCAGACGACUGGGACGAAGAGAAAUUGCGCUCCGUUGUAUUAUCGAAGAAAGGAAAUCAAAAGACUACAACAGAGAAAGUUUGCAAAUUCUUCAUCGAUGCUGUGGAAGAGGGAAAAUAUGGUUGGUUUUGGACUUGUCCGAAUGGAGGAGACAAGUGUAUGUACCAGCAUAAAUUGCCACCAGGAUUCGUCCUCAAAACCAAAGAACAGCGUGCAGCGGAAAAGGCCCUCAUGGAUAAAUCGCCUCUCAAGACACUUACAUUGGAAGAUUUUCUUGAGUCAGAACGACAUAAGCUUACAGGCACAUUAACACCAGUCACUCCUGAGACUUUUGCAAAGUGGAAAGCUGAACGUAUGGAUAAGAAGGCUGGUGAAGAACAAGCUAGACUUGCCAAGGAAGCUACUGGUCGUGCUAUGUUCGAGAAGGGAGAUUGGGAGGCGAGCGGAGAUGAGGAUGAUGGUGAUGAUGAUAAUGAUGAUGCAUGGAACAUGGAGAAAAUGCGACGAGAGACCGAGGCUUUACGCGAGAAGAAAGAAGCUGAGAGAUUGGCCAACUUGUAUGGCGGAGCAGCAACAAGUAGUAGCAACGAAGCCGCACCUCAGAUCGUCGAACCUGUAGCAAACGAGGAGGGGGAAGCCUCCUAA
This is a messenger RNA of Sclerotinia sclerotiorum 1980 UF-70, 1089 nucleotides long. RefSeq lists its product as hypothetical. Gene Ontology annotation, biological process: cytoplasmic translation. The transcript is spliced from 2 exons. Gene Ontology annotation, cellular component: cytosol. Gene Ontology annotation, molecular function: mRNA binding; metal ion binding. Bases 1 to 1089 code for a protein of 362 amino acids. Lineage: Eukaryota; Fungi; Ascomycota; Leotiomycetes; Helotiales; Sclerotiniaceae. The record is from RefSeq and is a predicted model, not a curated record.